GAUCAGAUACAAGAAGCCUCCUCAACAAUCUACUCUCUCUGUCUCUGUCUCUGUCUCUUUCAUAAUUUUGCUAUAUAGUAAUAGUAUAAAAAAUCUUAGUAUUAUGAUUUUUGUGAAUUUUAUAGUUUUGAAUCCCACACUGGGCUUAAAGCCUAUCUAAUUGGGAUGUCAAUGAGCUUAUUUGCAUUCAAUUGAAUUUUUUCUGAGUUUGUUGAGGUUCUUAAAUAACCUGGUUAAUCUGCAACUAUAUCAAAACGAGCUAUCUGGCCAGGUACCGGCUGAGUUCGGCAAGUUCACGAAGCUUUGUGACCCUUUCUCUGUAUAGAAACAGCUUCACUGGUCCGCUGCCUCAUAACCUUGGCUCGUGGGCUAAAACUAAUGUCAUCGACGUCUCUGAGAAUUUUUUUACCGGUCCAAUUCCACCAGAUAUGUGCAAGCAAGGUACUUUGUGGGGGCUUGCAAUGUUGCAAAACAAUCUUACCGGUGAAAUUCCAGCAAGCUAUGCCAAUUGUUCCACUUUACGUAUUUUUGUAGUUAAUCAGAACUUCCUUUCAGGUAACAUUCCUAUUACAUCCGAACAUAGACUCGAUUGAUAUCUCAUUCAAUGAUAUCCAAGGCCCAAUUACAUCCGAUAUCAAAAACGCCAAGUCUCUUGUAAACUUAUUUGCAGGACACAAUCGCUUAUCUGGGGAAUUACCCACAGAGAUUUCAGAAGUCACAUCUCUAAAGUCAAUUCAACUGAAUGAUAAUAGACUGACUGGGGAGAUCCCAUAUAUGAUUUGCAAUGUUAAGUUUUCUUGAAAUUUUGGAUAUCGCUAAUGACAGUUUGGAAGGCAAGAUUCCACAAUGUAUAGGUAACUUUAGUUAUUAUCUUAGGGUGAUGAAUUUGGGAAUGAAUAAUUUCCAGGGCACCAUAACUGAUGCAUUUGCAAAGGGUAAUCAGUUGAGAACUAUUGUCUUCAAUGACAAUAAUUUAAAAGGGCUAUUACCAAAAUCUUUUAUCAACUGUACAAAUCUGGAAGUUCUCGACCUCGGAAACAACAUGAUUAAUGAUUUAUUUCUUCAUUGGUUUGAAGCUCUUAUCAAUCUGCAGGUUCUUCUCUUGAAAUCCAACAAAUUCCAUGGACCUAUAGGAAAUCAUAACACUAGUGGGGUGUUUUUCUUUAAGCUAAGAAUUCUUGACUUGUCUCACAAUGAGUUUACAGGUCUUUUACCGAGAAAUUAUUAAAUGGGUUGAAUGUUUAGAGUGGAAAAGUAUAUUUUCCCAUGUAUUUUUUUCAUAUUUAGUCAUUGUUUUGCAUAAUUAUUGACUUUGUUUGGUCUUUUAGGCAUCUGAAUUUGUGGUAGAGAACAAAAAGCAUGAUUUAUUGAGAGCUAUCCAAGAGACAAAACGAGGACUUGUUGCAACUGCUGACCAACGCUCUUCCAUUGAGGAGGCUCUUGUUAGUGUGGAGGGUUAUAACAUGGGUUUGCCAAUUGAUCUUGUAAAGUUGGAUGGGACAUGGCACCUGCAGUAUACUUCUGCCCCUGAUGUUCUCAUUCUUUUCGAAGCUGCAGCUAGACUUCCUUUCUUUCAGGCUGGGCAAAUUUUUCAAAAAUUUGAGUGCCGAGAUCAAUCAAAUGGGGGUUUCAUCCGUAAUGUUGUUCGAUGGAGUAUUCCAACCUUAAUAGAGAUAACUAUUCAAAAUAUAAAUGUCAGUGAACAGCUGCAAGCUCUAAUAGCUCCAGCAAUACUGCCACGAUCAUUUUUAAGCCUACAGAUCUUGCAGUUUAUCCGUGCUUCAGAGCUGAGAUCUCUAUAAAUCAUGUGCUGAGUCUACAAUGAUGAUAAUUGAUAGCGUUUGAGAAGUUCCUGCAACCAUUUUGGAGUGACAACUGAAGUAAAACCCUUUGGUACUACUAAAGGUCCAAAACUAUAUGAAGGGAACGUUUUGUAACUUAACAUUUAUUUUUAAUUCCCCUUCUUUCAAUAAACAUGGUAAACUAAUUAGAGUUUUUUUUUUUUUGGUAAAUGGACUUAGUCCAACAUUUUCUAUUGCAUUGUAAAACAUACAUGAAGGGAACGUUUUGUAACUUAACAUUUAUUUUUAAUUCCCCUUC
Molecule: messenger RNA, 2100 nt
Organism: Quercus lobata
Lineage: Eukaryota; Viridiplantae; Streptophyta; Magnoliopsida; Fagales; Fagaceae
Product: probable plastid-lipid-associated protein 10, chloroplastic
Exons: 6
Coding region: 1464-1802 (112 amino acids)
Source: RefSeq, a predicted model, not a curated record